Daldinia vernicosa is the source of this 483-nucleotide messenger RNA. RefSeq lists its product as uncharacterized. The transcript has a single exon. The coding region runs from base 1 to 483 and encodes 160 amino acids. Lineage: Eukaryota; Fungi; Ascomycota; Sordariomycetes; Xylariales; Hypoxylaceae. The record is from RefSeq and is a predicted model, not a curated record.
AUGCCGACCUUCGUAACGCACGAGAUGUAUACCUGCUCGCAUACAGUAGAGACGGUCCAUCGAAGUUUCGGCAUCGAUAGCAGCUUUAGGCUAGAAUGGAUCCCGGUCCAGUCAAUUUGCCCGUUGUGUUUCUGCAAGUCGCUCCUCGACAACUCUUACGAGCUCGAAUUGGAUGACGACGACGAUGAAGAUCGUCGCCGUAUUCUAAAGAAUCUGCUGCAUCCGUACAAGCGACAGCUCACUAAGCACCUACAGGUGUUGGUGGAGAACAAGCGGUGUGCGAUGUCCGGAAUCCGCAGCAGAUAUUCGGGUUUAAAGCAGAUACGAGUGUUGGAGAAGUUAAGCCGUAUGGCUUUGACGCCCACAAGCCUAGGUGAGUUCCAGGCUGCACUCCAAGCUCUUAUUAACUUCCAAGAGGGUGAGCCUCGUUACCCCACGUACGUCCAGCUGUUAGGAAACGCUAUGACUAUCAGGCUCGUAUAG